This is a messenger RNA of Thalassophryne amazonica, 2963 nucleotides long. RefSeq names its product SR-related and CTD-associated factor 4-like. The record is from RefSeq and is a predicted model, not a curated record. The coding region runs from base 142 to 2388 and encodes 748 amino acids. NCBI's taxonomy places the organism in Eukaryota, Metazoa, Chordata, Actinopteri, Batrachoidiformes, Batrachoididae. Gene Ontology annotation, biological process: negative regulation of termination of RNA polymerase II transcription, poly(A)-coupled. Gene Ontology annotation, molecular function: RNA polymerase II C-terminal domain phosphoserine binding; RNA binding. Gene Ontology annotation, cellular component: nucleus. The transcript is spliced from 18 exons.
GAAUUAGCGUCGUAGCUUGGUGUGUGAGCCUUUCAUCUUGUUUGUGUUCCGUAUGUUGUCGUGUUUCAUCAAAUGGGGUUAUUGUUGUAAAAUAUAACCAAAGAAGACAACUGGUAAGCCAGUUUUAAGCAGCGAGUCAUUAUGGAAGCAGUGAACGCCUUCAACAUGGAGAUGUUCUCCAUGACUGAGAUGAAGCCUCCAAUAUCCCGUGCUAAGAUGAUGUGUGUAACAAAAGCUGCCAUCAAGGCUAUCAAGCUUUACAAACAUGUUGUCCAGAUUGUUGAAAAGUUCAUCAAAAAGUGCAAGCCGGAGUUAAAAGUCCCUGGUUUGUAUGUGGUUGAUUCCAUUGUUCGACAGUCGCGCCAUCAGUUUGGUGUCGACAGAGAUGUGUUUGGGCCCAGAUUUUUGAAGAACUUCACUGAUACUUUUCAGAACUUGUACUGCUGCCCGGAGGAUGACAAGAGCAAAAUUGUCCGAGUGUUGAACUUAUGGCAGAAGAAUGAUGUGUUUGGGAUGGACACCAUUCAGCCUUUGAUGGAUAUGGCCAAUGGAGUCAUUGUGCCUCAUCCCACCUUGGAAGGUCCACCUGAUCCACCUCCAGAUUUACAGCCUGCUACGUCGAGUGCCACAUUUGUGACGGCCUCUCCUCAACUUCUUACUCCUGAUACAAUAGCUGCUGUAGCACAGCUGCUUCAGUCUUCCAGUGGUCAGGAGCUACAGAAAAUGCUCCAGAACUUCCAACAGGGGGAUAAGACCCUGGUAGAUGCCAUUGCAAGCAACAAAGCAGACUCGUGCCAGAUGCCCAUAGCUCAGGAAAAUGCUCAUGCUAUGCAUACAGAAAAGAAAAAUGCCCUAGCCCAGAAUCUUCUUGAUCGUUUUGACUAUGAUGAUGAACCGGAGGAUCCAACAAAUAAAGACUGUCCCCAGUUACAAGGUGUUCCUGAAAAUAUAUUGAUGCACUUUCCUGGUCAGAUGCCCUGCACACAGCCUGUUGAUCCACAUAUAAAAGAGGAGACUGGUGGUACUGAGCCUGGUUUAGGAGUGAAACACGGUGAAUCAGAUAGGAUGCAAGAUAAGAACAGUUCCACUCAAGAAGUUCAUUCACACUUGAAGGGACAUUCAAGGGAAGAUUUGUUGAUCAGGAAGGAAGAUGCACACAAAUCCUAUGGGAGAAGGGCAAGAUCCAAAUCACGUUCCAGAUCUCCAAGGAGAAGGUCCAGAUCUACGUCACGGUCAAGGCGAUCAAGACAUCAAAGUUCUCAGUUCAGAGAACGGCGAGUGAGGUCCCGCUCACGUUCGGAGGACAGGGUUCAAAGGGAAAAGGACAGACAACGCAGGCAACAAGGGCUUCCUCGCAUGAAGAGCCAGACACUCAGUGUUUGCAGUACUACACUGUGGGUAGGACAGCUAGAUAAAAGGACUCAGCAGUCUGAUGUCAUGUCCCUUCUGGAAGAGUUUGGGCAGAUCGAAUCCGUCAAUAUGAUUCCUCCCAGGGGCUGUGCUUAUAUUGUUAUGACUCACAGACAGGAUGCCUAUACAGCCAUGAACAAACUCGGUAGAGGGUCAUACAAAGUGAACCAGAAGCCUGUGAAGAUUGCAUGGGCUUUGAACAAAGGUAUUAAAGCAGUGCACAAAAAGUUCUGGGACAUUGAACAGGGAGUUACCUACAUUCCGUGGAGCAAAGUUAAAGUGGAGGACCUGGAGAGCUUUUGUGAAGGUGGUAUUCUGGAUGCUGACACGCUAAGUCCAGAAUGGAGCAGUUUCAAAAACCUCACGACUGUAAUGACUGUAAAUGGAGUUUUGGAAAGCACAUCAGCACAUGGAGCAGUUGCGGCUCACAUUCAGGUGCCACAGCUUCCACAGACAGCACCUAUAGGAAGUCCACCCACUUUAACACCUCCUCCCAUCAUGCUGUCCCCAACAUCUGUCCCUGCAGCCCCUUUCAUUGCACCAGAAUUUGACCGCACUCUGCUCCAGCAAGCUGGAACUGGAAUGCUGACAGAGUCCACCAACGAUUUGAAAGAAGCUCAAAUCACAUGCUUGGAUGUGAACAGUAACAGCCACCUGGGAUCUUCUGCAGUACCAGUGAUGAACCUGCCAGGUCCGACUGCUAUGCAGGGUCCCAGACUGGGUGUGCCACCUCUGCAGCACCCCCCAGCCAUGCCCAAUCUGCCUACAUUUGUUUCACCCCCAAACAUGUCGCACGUGCCUCUGCCAACGAUGCCCACACGGCCCAUGUUCUCCCCAGAUAGAUUCAGAGUGCGCAUGCCCCUCCUUCCUCACGGCCCACCCUACAUUCGAUCACAUCCUAUGGGACCAGGGGGCGUGGAUGGCAGGGGUGGGAGGCCGGGGUUUGGGUACACACCCUUCCACAGAGGCAGGUGGUAGAGUGUGCUUGAAUAUUGUACCUCAGGGGAGACGAUACUGAAACACUGAGACAGAUACUAACACAUACAAGGAUACAGAUUUCAGAAGUAUUGCUGGUGUGGAUACAAAUAUUUCAGAAUCACGCUUGAGCUUUAUUUUGCAACACCGGAACUGUGUCUUUGUUGUAUAAAGACUGAGUCAUAAGAGCCUGUAAAUACUGUGUGCACUUGUUGCUGUUUGCUAUCUUUUGUAUAUUUGACAUUGUCUCCUACAUGCUUAGUUCUUUAAUAUUGGUAUUGGGAAGUAAAAAAAAAAAAAUCUAGUUUUUACUUGUAUUCUUUCACCAGAGUUUUGUGUGAAAUUGUUCUUUGAUACCUUUUGGUAUUUUGUUUUUAGAAAAGAGCCUUACAGCAAAAUUUAAUUAUUAUUCUCAGCUGUUGCAUUUUAUUUGAUGCAGAUAUGAGAUUCCAUAUGCUGUCAGCAGAGGGCAGAAUAAACCUCAUCCUGGGUCACAUCUUGUAGAGUUCUCCAGUGAAUAAUUAAAAGUAAUUCCACUUGAUCAGGUCUUUUUAUUGUAGUUGUCACACCGACACCUU